UGCGUGCGGAAGCCCUCGGCUCAGCGGCUCGGAUUGGCCCUCGGGAGCCGCCCGCCUUCUCCUUGGUGGGCGGGGCCGCCUCUGCCGCCCCGCGUCCAGUCCCGAGAAGCCGGAAGCGAAGACGCGGCCGUUCGGGAUGCGGGUGACGGUCGACUUCGAGGAAUGCCUGAAGGACUCGCCCCGCUUCCGGGCUGCCCUAGAAGAUGUGGAAGGAGACGUCACUGAGCUGGAGCUGAAGCUGGACAAGAUCCUGUUUGACCAGACCCAAAGAUCCAUCAAGGCACAACUCCAGAUGUUCGUUAAAGAAGACAUCCGGAAGUUCAAAGACACCAAGAAGCAGUUUGAGAAAGUGAGCGAGGAGAAGGAGAAUGCGCUGGCCAAAAACGCCCAGGCCCCCAGGAACAAGCAGCAUGAGGUCGAGGAGGCCACCAACAUCCUCACCGCCACCCGGAAAUGCUUCCGGCACAUCGCCCUGGACUACGUGCUGCAGAUCAACGUCCUCCAAUCAAAGAGGAGAUCGGAGAUCCUAAAAUCGAUGCUGUCCUUCAUGUGUGCCCACCUGGCCUUCUUCCACCAAGGCUACGACCUCUUCAGCGAACUGGGGCCCUUCAUGAAGGACCUGGGCGCUCAGCUGGACCAUCUGGCUCUGGACACGGCCAGGGAGAAGAAGGAGAUGGAGCAGAAGCAUUCCACCAUUCAGCAGAAGGAGUUCUCCAGCGACGAGAUGAAGCUGGAGUACAACGUUGAUGCGGUGAGCGGCAUUGUCAUGGAGGGCUACCUCUUCAAGCGAGCCAGUAACGCUUUCAAGACCUGGAACAGGCGCUGGUUCUCCAUCCAGAAUAACCAGCUGGUGUACCAGAAGAAGUUCAGGGAUGCGCCCACCGUGGUGGUUGAAGACUUGCGUCUGUGCACUGUGAAGCCCUGCGAGGACCUGGAGAGGCGCUUCUGCUUCGAAGUGGUGUCCCCCACCAAGAGCUGCAUCCUGCAGGCCGAUUCGGAGAAGCUGCGGCAAGCGUGGAUCCAGGCUGUGCAGACCAGCAUCGCCAGUGCCUACAGGGAGAAGGGGGAGGAGGCUGAGGUGGAGAGGAAGCGCCCCCCCUCCACGGGGAGCCCCGAGUCCGGCCAGGAGUCGAAAGAGAAGUCGCUGAAGGGGGAAGGCUCCCUGCAGAGGGUCCAGGCCAUUGCCGGCAACGUGGUGUGCUGCGAUUGUGGCCUGGCAGACCCCCGCUGGGCCAGCAUCAACCUCGGCAUCACACUGUGCAUCGAGUGCUCGGGCAUUCACAGGAGCCUGGGUGUCCAUUUCUCCAAGGUCCGGUCCUUGACGCUGGAUUCGUGGGAGCCGGAGCUUUUGAAGCUGAUGUGCGAAUUGGGAAACAGUGUCAUAAACAGGGUGUACGAAGCGAACCGAGAAAAAAUGGGAGCCAAGAAGCCCCAGCCUGGGAGCCAAAGGCAGGAGAAGGAAGAGUACAUUAGAGCCAAGUAUGUGGACCGGCGGUUUGUGUCCCCCGCUGACCCAGGGGGGAAGCCGGCCCUGGCCCCCAGCCAAGAGGGGACGAAGCCAGGCAGCAGCCCUGAAAAUGCAGCAGCCUCUUUGAAAGCCCCAAGCAGCGACCAGACCCCUCAGCCCGGCAGGGAGGAGAGCAGAGAGCGCUUGGCAGCCCUCGCCCCAGCCGACAUCUUGCACGAACCAGGGGCAGAAAGCCGGGAGGGGGAGGCCGCCUCUGCUGCAGCUUCCCAGGAGGCCAGGCUGCGGGUCGCAGGGCUGCAGUUGUACCAGGCGGCCUACCAGAAGAGCCUUCCCCACAUGGCCGAAGCCCUGGCCCAGGGCGCGGACGUCAACUGGAGCAACCGGCAGAAGAACGGCUUCACUCCGCUGAUCCAGGCGGUUCGUGGGGGCUCCCUGGUCACCUGUGAGUUCCUCCUCCAGAACGGGGCCAACGUCAACCUGAGAGACACCCAGGGCCGAGGGCCGCUGCACCAUGCCACCAUUUUGGGGCACACGGGGCAGGUGUGCCUGUUCCUGAAAAGGGGGGCAAACCAGCACGCCAGGGACGAGGACGGGAAGGACCCCUUGACUGUCGCCAUAGAAGCCGCCAACGCGGACAUCGUGACCCUGCUGCGCUUAGCCAGAAUGAACGAGGAGAUGCGGGAGUCGGAGGGCUUCUACGGCCAGCCAGGGGAUGAAACCUAUCAGGACAUCUUUCGGGACUUCUCCCAAAUGGCCUCCAAUAACCCAGAGAAGCUCAAGCGCUUCCAGCCACCGGACACUCCGGAGCCCUGAAAGGCCCCAGAGCUGCAGCGAAUGAGGCCUCCACCCCACCCCAC
Messenger RNA from Thamnophis sirtalis, 2325 nucleotides. The record is from RefSeq and is a predicted model, not a curated record. Lineage: Eukaryota; Metazoa; Chordata; Lepidosauria; Squamata; Natricidae.